Molecule: messenger RNA, 1614 nt
Organism: Ectocarpus siliculosus
Lineage: Eukaryota; Phaeophyceae; Ectocarpales; Ectocarpaceae
Source: the annotation of a GenBank genome assembly
AUGGGCAACGCCGGGAGGGGGGCAAAAAAAACGAUAUCCUUCUGGCCCCUAGUUUUACUUAUUUUCUACGGUGUUAGCGGUGGGCCCUUCGGCGUCGAGCCGGUCGUGUCGGCGGCGGGACCGUUUCUAGCUCUCAUGGGCUUUCUGUUCCUUCCUAUGGUCUGGUCGAUCCCCGAGGCGCUAGUCACCGCGGAGCUCUCUACAACCUUUCCGGAAGCCGCGGGGUGUGUGGCAUGGGUCUCAACAGCUUUCGGCCCGUUCUGGGGGUGGAUGGAGGGCUACGCCAGCUGGAUGUCCGGCGUCGCAGACAACAGUCUUUAUCCGGUUCUCUUCCUCGACUACCUUGUGAGCCUGCUUCCCAGAGACAACUUUCUUCGUGAGGACGGGUUAGGCCGGUGGGGCUGCGUCGUCUGCCUCAACCUAGCCCUCUCCUACUUGGCCUACAGGGGCCUUAGAGUGGUAGGACGGACCGCCAUAGCGGUGGCGGUGUUCAGUUUGCUCCCGUUCGUUGUUCUCGUGCUGUGGGGGCUUCCGGACUGCACGAUGCCGGAGUCGUGGAUCUCUCCGCCAGACGGGGGCUGGGGAGCGAUACGAUGGGGGACGUAUCUGAACGUCAUGUUCUGGAACCUCAACUACUGGGACAGCGCGGCUUCUUUCGCCGGGGAGGUGGAGAACCCGGGGAGGACGUACCCUCGCGCCCUGGUCGCCUGCGUGGCCCUGGUCGUCCUGUGCUACGGCUUGCCGAUCUUCGUGGGGACCGGCGCGGCGUCCGUUGCUGCUGCUGCGGCGGCGGCGGCUAGCGCCGGCGAGGGGGGCCGGUGGUCCCUGUGGGAGGACGGGUACUUUGCGGAGGUGGCGGAGGCGAUCACGGGGCGUUGGCUCGGGGUGUGGGUGGUCCUGGCUGCCGCGGCGGCGAACAUCGGGCUCUUCGAGGCGGAGAUGACUUCCGACGCCCUCCAGCUCAUGGGAAUGGCGGAACGAGGGAUGCUGCCGGCGGUGUUUGCAAAGCGAGGGCCGCAUGGCAUCUCUACCCUGGCUAUCGUCGCCUCUUCCACGGGCGUGGCAUUUCUCGGGCUGCUGGGGUUCGAGACCAUCGUCGAGAUUUUGAAUCUUUUAUACUGUUUCGCGGAGAUUUUGGAGUUCGUGGCCUUCAUCAAGCUCCGAGUAUCCCACCGCGAUAUGCAUCGACCGUACGAGAUUCCCCUGGGCACCGUCGGCGUGUGCCUGCUGCUGCUGCCGGCGGCGAGCUUCGUUCUUUUGCUCGCCGCCUUUUCGUCGGUCAUUACCUGGGUCGUGUCGGGGGUGGCCCUGCUGAUAGGAGUAGGUCUCUACCCCGGCCUGCUGCUCGCGAAGCGCGAAAAGUGGUGCGAGUUUCGAUCCGCGACGCGAUACGAGGGUGAUGUCGACGGGGCGGACAAUGCGCCCUUGUACGGCAAUUGAACGUCGCGUGCGUGUAUAUUUUUGUUGACGUUUUUUGCGUUUGCGUUGUGCGGGAGAAAGCGCAAUCCGUUUGCAUGGUUUUGCUCAUGACGCCCUCCUUGUUGUUGUCGGUGAUACCACGGGGUCCGUGCGAAGACGAGAUGUUUAUGCGAGAGUCAAAGCAGCGUCCAACUC